Tachysurus vachellii is the source of this 2618-nucleotide messenger RNA. RefSeq names its product serine/threonine kinase 11 (gene stk11). Gene Ontology annotation, cellular component: cytoplasm. The transcript has 11 exons. The record is from RefSeq and is a predicted model, not a curated record. Lineage: Eukaryota; Metazoa; Chordata; Actinopteri; Siluriformes; Bagridae. The coding region runs from base 858 to 2195 and encodes 445 amino acids. Gene Ontology annotation, molecular function: protein serine/threonine kinase activity; ATP binding; protein kinase activator activity. Gene Ontology annotation, biological process: glucose homeostasis; intracellular signal transduction; regulation of cell growth.
AAAUAUAGAGUGAAUAUAAAGAGGAGUUUAAACGCUAGCACACUGACGCAAGUUGGCAUUUAGUUGAGAGGGGGGAGGUAAACAAGAUGGCGGCUACCUUGAAGCAGCUGCAGCAUUAGGAUCAGAACAGAAGAGAUAUAUGACUGCGGUGACAACACUCGAGAAAGAAGCAAAUGCUAAUUAUAUGUAGUAUUUGCACUUAUUAGUAUUACAACCCAAGGUUUCUUGUUUUUUGUUGAUCUGGGAUUCGCUGUGCUGGAGGAACAUUCGGUUCUAAAGAGAAUAAAGAAUUGCUUUUAUUAAUCCUGGACCUACUUGUGUCGACGUGAAGAUGCAACACGGGAUGACGGACACGAUGCGCUAGAGGACGUUGCGUUGUCCAGCAGGAAAAGCCUGUAUAGCCGAGACAGACGGCUUCACAAUCCCUGAAGUGAUUCAGUUUGUACUGGCUAUGUAGUCAGAGAUGAGAAGGGGUCCAGUUAUUCCAAAUGUAGGCUAAUGCCUGCCUCUGAUUGGACAGUGUAUUUUGGAUACAAAAAGCCAGUGCUCAGUAAAGUCUGGUUAUCAUUAUUUUUUAUUGUUUUCUUUUUUGCUUUUUUUUGUUUGCACUGGACCUGAGGCCUUUUGCCUCGCACCCUCCGUUGUUACCUUUUGCACUCAUGCACUACUCAUGUUUACAUCCUUGUUCUACCUGAGCCUACAUUAAAGCAGCACAUUUGUUGCAAUCAAAUAUCAAUUUUUUCAGAUGCUGUUCUAGUAGCUUUCUCAUUUCCCAGCCAGUCAGAAUUGGAGAUACAGACCACAUCUCCUUGUAGCUCUUGUACGUGAGGGAAAGUGAAGGCAGGCUGAAAGAGAAGAUGAGCGGUGGGGAAUCACAGCACACAGGCUUCCUGCCUGAUAACGAGCUCAUGGGCAUGGACACUUUCAUCCACCGCAUCGACUCCACCGAGGUGAUCUACCAGCCACGGCGCAAGCGCGCCAAGCUGAUCGGGAAGUAUCUGAUGGGUGAUCUGCUGGGUGAGGGAUCUUACGGCAAGGUGAAGGAGAUGCUGGACUCUGAGACUCUGUGUCGGCGAGCUGUGAAGAUCCUCAAGAAGAAGAAGCUGAGGAGAAUCCCUAAUGGAGAGGCCAAUGUGAAAAAGGAAAUUCAGCUGCUACGAAGACUACAGCAUAAAAAUGUGAUCCAGUUGGUGGACGUGUUGUACAAUGAAGAGAAGCAGAAAAUGUAUAUGGUAAUGGAGUACUGCGUUUGUGGCAUGCAGGAAAUGUUGGACAGUGUUCCAGAGAAAAGGUUUCCAGUAUUUCAAGCUCACGGGUACUUUUGCCAACUUUUGGAUGGUCUUGAAUAUUUGCACAGCCAGGGAAUUGUUCACAAAGACAUUAAACCAGGGAAUUUGCUGCUGACCACAGAUGGCGCUUUAAAGAUCUCCGACUUGGGCGUAGCAGAGGCUCUCCACCCGUUUGCGGAGGAUGACACCUGUAGAACGAGUCAGGGCUCGCCGGCCUUCCAGCCACCCGAGAUCGCCAACGGCUUGGACACCUUUUCAGGGUUCAAAGUGGACAUCUGGUCUGCCGGGGUCACACUCUACAACAUAACGACAAGCCUGUAUCCAUUUGAGGGAGAUAAUAUCUACAAGCUCUUUGAGAACAUUGGGAAGGGAGACUACACUAUUCCAGAGGAUUGUGGGCCUCUGCUGUCUGACCUUCUGAGAGGAAUGCUUGAAUACGACCCUGUAAAGAGAUUCUCAAUACAGCAAAUUAGGCAACACAAUUGGGUGAGGAAGAAACAUCCGCCUUCCGAGCCGCCCGUGCCUAUCCCACCCAGCGCUGAGACCCGUGACAUUUGGAGGAGCAUGACAGUGGUGCCCUAUCUGGAGGAUCUCCAUGGUUACGGUGAUGAGGAGGAGGACGAUGAGAUGUUUGACGGUGAGGAUGACAUCAUCUAUACUCAGGAUUUCACAGUGCCAGGUCAGGUGGAAGAGGAGGAAGAUGAAGAAGAGGAGGAGGAGCAGGAGGAAGAGUGCGGAGCGGUGCGGAGCCGUGCCCCGGUGAAGCCGGUUUGUUUGAACGGGACAGAACCGGCAGCACUGAAGCCCAAACCAGAUCGACGCUCCAGCUCCUCAUCCAACCCCUCACGUAAAGGCGUGUUCACAGCCAGCAAGAUCCGCAAACUCUCCACCUGCAAACAGCAAUGACCACGCCCCCUUCUCCUGCCCCACCCACCUGCCCCUCUCCCUGUACAGGUUUGUUAUAUUUCCCAUCCUCUUUUUUGGAUUUCCAGCCAUGAAAACAUGCCACAGAUGCUGAAACACUUCACCAUGGACUAUGAACCCUAACGGAAAUGAUGGCAGGAAGUGUGGAUAUAUGACAUUUUGAGGCCUUUCCCUGGAAAGGACUGACUGAUUUGGGGAUGCUGUAUUAGGAGGAAACUCCUGUGUUUUUUUUCCCCUUCCCUUGUUACAUUCUCUCUCUCUCUCUCUCUCUCUCUCUCUCUCUCUCUCUCUCUCUCUCUCUCUCUCUCUCUCUCUCUCUCUCUCUCUCUCUCUCUCUCUGAGGCUUUCUUAGAAUAAUUUUGUUGAUCUCUCUCUGAGUCUUUCUUAGAUUCAAGCUGUUAAACU